AUGUUCGAAGACAACUUAGCCAUCAAUACAACGAAAGAAUAUAAGAAUUUGUCCGUGUUGUUGUACAAUCAGCUAAUGUCCAGUUUCCGACGAAUGCAUUACCUGACUCCAUCACUGCCACCAUCAUCUUCUUCAUCACCAUCAACUACAUCUUCAUCAGCGUUUGAAUCAUCUCUACAUUCAUCAUCUGCAGUAGCGUCAUCAAUGAUCAAGCAACCAUUUGAAGUAACACAGCAGCAACAACUACAACUACAACAACAACUGCAACAACAGCAGCAACUACAACAACUACAACAACAACAACUAACAUUCAUAGAUAUAGCUAAACAACUAAACGGUUUUACGUACACCAAUGGUAGCAUCAUAUCAACAUUUGACAUACUGCUUUCAAAUGACUCAACUAUCAAUCCUUAUAGUUCUAAUUUCACCGAUCAACUCUACAAAUUUAUGGAUGAAAACAUCUUAUUCAAGUUGGACCAUGCAUUCAUGCUAAGCUGCAAUAAUACUAGAAAUAUUAAGGAACUUGAAACCACUUGUACGAGUACAACAACAACGACGACACCUGUACCUUUAAUUGAAGUCCUGGCCCAGUCGAGAAGCGGUCUAAUAGUCGGUUGCGCGCUUGGCUCGGUCGCAACAUUUCUAAUCAUAACCGCGAUCCUAAUCUACCGGAUCCGGCAGAGAUCAAAGGCCAGACAGAAUAGGGAUGUGAACAGAAAGAGCAACAGCCAGCCACAACAUUAUGGAAGCCACCGCUCGCCUAACAGCUUAAUAGGCACAACUAACUCCAUGGCCGGUACGCUGGUCUGGCGGGGUAAUGAUACAAUAACGUCAGUUAAGUCGUUUGCUGGCAGUAGUAGUAAUAGUUACUAUGGAGAUAGUAAGUAUUAUAGGAGGGGUAGGAAUGAAGAGAGAAGGAGGUUCAAUAGUGAGAGGUUGAGUGAUGGUAAUGAUGACGGUGGUAAUGAUGGCGAUGAUCGUCGUCGUCUUAGUAGUAGAAGUGUGGUUAACUCAGUGAGUGAAGUUGAUGAAGAUGGUGAAAUAAACAGUUACUACAACAACAACAACAACAACAACAACAACCACAACAACAGCAACAAUAACAAUGAUGAUGAUGAUUACAAUAGUGAUGAUGAUGUUGAAGGAAACAAUGUGGUGUCGCUAUAUAGAACAAACAACAACAUCAUCAUUCACAACAACAACAACAAAAACAACAACAAAAACAGCAACAACAACAAAAACAACAGCAACAACAACAUCAACGACAUCGACGAUAACAUCCGAGAUUUUCUACCGAUCGUAAUCGGCGAUCGGUCCGUCGUACCGACACCGACAAACCGAAGCGGAACGUCCAGCCAGAGCAGUCGGAUAUUUAACGCGAUUCAAAGAAGUUUCCGAAACUUCAUUGAUAAAAAUCGUAAAACCAUCGGUACAGUUAGAUCGCGGCGUAGUAGCUUCAGUAGCGACAGCACCACAAUAAGAAUCAGAAGUGAAAAACUAUUAAAGGAAAAUUCGCGAUUCUUGCGACAGUCUUUUAACGAGGCGAACUCGAAUGAAAGUAUUCGCCCGAAUAUUCGAGGAGCUGCUGCUCUCUCGAGUGGUGUCGAGAUGAGGAAUUUAAACUUUAACCGGAGCUUGAACGGUAACACGCUGAAUAUUGGCAGUAAUUUGAGUGGCAAAAAACAUUAUAAACGUAAUAAUAAUAUUAUUAACAACAAUAGCAGCAAAAACUUCAAGGUUAACAACAACAACAACAACAACAAAAACUUCAAGGUUAACAACAACAACAACAAUAACAAUAAUAAUAAUAAUAAUAAUAAUAAUAAUAAUAAUAAUAGGAAAAGAUCAAAAAUUAAACACGACAACAACGACAACAGAAAUGACGUCACCAUCAUCAACAACAACAACAACAACAAAGAUAGUUUUGGCCAUAGCAGCUUACAUAGACGCCGAAAUCCCAUUUACAAAAGUUUCAACUUACAAACUCUAGGAGUACAAUUACGCGACAACUACUCAACAUAUGCUAGUAGCGUUGCCAGCCACAACAUCAUCAACAACAACAACAGGAUCAACAACAUUGGCAGCAGCAACAACAACAACACCAAUAACAUUAAGACCAAUGAUAAUUUUAAUAGGACACCUUUAGGAAUUUUCAACAGUUUCAGCAACAACAUCCCGAAUUACACUAACAGCAACAAAAAUAAUAUAUUUGUCGUGGCUGAUGUGCAUAACACUCAACACCAACAUCAACAACAACAUCAACUACAACAUCAACAACAUCAACAUCAUCAACAACAACAUCAACAACAGCCACAUCAACAAAGCCCAUCGUCAUUAUCAUCGUCGUCAUCGUCAGUUUUCAUAUUUCGUCACAAUCCAAAUAUACGCGAAAUCGUUGAUCGCCGAGCCGACGAUGACGUCAUCAAUUUCGACAACGUCAUCAAUGUUGACGACAGGAAGCACGCAAAACCUUUCAACAACAACUCAACAAAACUAUCCAACAACAUCAACGAUGACAACAAUCUUAAUGAAAGUAAUAGAAGUAACAUUAGCGAAAUCGUUCAAGAUAAUUCUACAACUAUUAUCGGCUAUAACGCGACAACAACAGCUGCAACAGCAGCAACAGCAGCAGCCACACCAGCUGCACCUGCAGCACCAGCUGCAGCGGCUAACCAAACAACAUCAACAAACAUCGAAGAAACAGAAAUAGAUAUAACGGUGCUGCACUCAAUAGAAGACUUGGUCGCUGAGCCAAUCAGAAACAAGGUCCAGAAAGAUGACCUUCAUAGGGUAGAAGCGACAGCCAAUAAGAACGAAGCAGGUUAUCGUCGUUACCCCAUUGGUAGCAAAAUGUCGGAAGCAGUUUUGAAAAAGCUGAACAAAAGACUAAAAUCUAAAAAGGUACCGCAAAAACAGAGCAAGGUUUGAGUUAGUUACGUAGUUGGUUAGUUAAUUAGUGGAUAGAUUGAAAAAAUAAAUAAGAAAGAAUGAAUGAAUGAACGAACGAAUGAAUGAAGCAACAAAUAUCGUCGGUUCUAUUUUUUGGGAAUAUUUUUAUUUAUUCAUUUUAUUCAUUUGGUAGACAAUUUCGAGAAUUCAAUUUGUAAAAAAAUACAAGAAAAUCUUAAUAAAUAAUCGAGUUAACAUUUUAUUUUUAGAUAAAAAAUUAUAUAAAUAAAUGAAUGAACGAAUGAAUGAAUUAAGGAAUAAACGAAUGAAUGACGGACGGAUGGAUGAAUAAAUAUAAUAUAAAUAAACAAAUGAAUGAAAACUAGGUCUACCUAAAUUGAAUGAGAAAAACCAUCAUUGUUUAAGCACUCCGACACUUCUAUAAAAUAAUAAAAUAACAACAACAACAACAACAAUAAUAAUGAUAUUUAUAAUAAUAUUAAUACAAUAAUAAUAAAAUAACAAUAGUGUUAUCAUCAUUUUAUGUAUCACAAUUAAUUCAUUCUCUGCGGAAAAUAUUUAAAUACUUAUAUAUAUAUAUAUAUUUAUAUAUAUAUACAUAUAUAUAUAUAUAUACGUGUGUGCGUACGUGUGUGUGCGUGAGUGUAUGUGUGAGUCAUCUAUAACCUAGGCACAAAAAAAUUAAUUUUUUUACAUUUCCAAUUUUUUUCUCCUUCAUUUUAUCAAUUACCCACCGUGUUUUCUGUCAACGCCUUCUAAGAUGGAAUAAUCAUUAGCGUUAUUAUAGCUACAGAAACAAUUAAUAAUUAACUAAUUGACUAAUUAAUUGAUUAAUUAACAAUCGAAGUUAACAGUCUCC
This is a messenger RNA of Helobdella robusta, 3769 nucleotides long. RefSeq lists its product as hypothetical. Lineage: Eukaryota; Metazoa; Annelida; Clitellata; Rhynchobdellida; Glossiphoniidae. Bases 1 to 2928 code for a protein of 975 amino acids. The record is from RefSeq and is a predicted model, not a curated record. The transcript has 7 exons.